AUGGAUACUUCAUCUGUCAAUAAUAAUCAAAUCGACGAUAAUUUAUUAUCUAUGGAUAGUAAAGACAAUAAUGAAAUAAAUUUUUUAAUUGGUGAACAAAAUUUAAACACAAUUGUGUGUCUGUAUUGUGAAGAUAUUAUUCUCCGUCCAAAAACAGCCAAAUAUGAACAAAAACAUAUUUUAUUACCCCAAAUGGACAUGAAAAAGACUUCUACUCCGUCAUCAAAUGGUAAUUCUAUACCGAUAAAUGUUAAUGAUCAUUUGUGUGAUUCUGUUGCUUACUGUUGGCUUGUAAACGAUAUGUUCACAUUUGAAAAUGUUGGAUUUUCUAAAACUGUUAAUAAUAACGUCAAAUAUUUGAUGUGUUCGAAUUGUGAACGAGGACCGAUUGGGUAUUGUGAAUUGAAUCCGACAACUGGAGAAUUAGAUAAACACUUUUAUGUUGCAUUUGAUCGUGUUAAGUAUAAAUAG
Messenger RNA from Didymodactylos carnosus, 471 nucleotides. NCBI's taxonomy places the organism in Eukaryota, Metazoa, Rotifera, Eurotatoria, Philodinida, Philodinidae. The record is from the annotation of a GenBank genome assembly.